Molecule: messenger RNA, 2898 nt
Organism: Knipowitschia caucasica
Lineage: Eukaryota; Metazoa; Chordata; Actinopteri; Gobiiformes; Gobiidae
Source: the annotation of a GenBank genome assembly
AUGAACCGCUUCCGCAAAUGGCUUUACAAGCCAAAGCGAACUGACCCGCAGCUCUUGGCCCAGUUCUACUUUGCCGAUGAGGAGCUGAACCUGGUGGCCACGGAGCUGGACAAUCUGGACGGGCGCAAGGAUCCUCAAAGAUGUACGCUGCUGGUCAAUCAGUUCCGAUCGUGUCAGGAUAUUGUGCUCACCAUCAUCAAUCAAAUCAUGGAUGAAUGUAUCCCUAACGACCGGGCCAACCGGGACUUCUGUGUCAAGUUCCCUGAGGAAAUCCGCCAUGACAACCUGGCAGGGCAGCUGUGGUUUGGGGCUGAGUGUUUGGCUGCUGGCUCCAUCAUCAUGAAUAGGGAGAUAGAGAGCAUAGCUAUGCGGCCAUUGGCUAAAGAUCUGACACGCAGCUUGGAGGAGGUUCGCAAUAUCACCAGGGACCAGGCCCUCAGGGACCUCAACUUCUACACUGACCGCAUGAAGGAUGCAUUGCGGCAUUUUGACAGCCUUUUUGCUGAGUUUGAACUCAGUUAUGUGUCUGCCAUGGUGCCUGUGAAAUCUCCCAAAGAGUACUAUGUGCAGCAGGAGGUGAUGGUGCUGUUCUGUGAGACCGUCGGCAGGGCCUUAAAGCUUGGCUACCUCACGCAAGACAUGAUCGACGACUACGAGCCUGCUCUAAUGUUCACUAUCCCCAGACUAGCUAUAGUGUGUGGCCUUGUAGUGUUUGCAGAAGGACCUCUAGACUUGGACCGGAAAUCUGAGGACAUGUCUGAACUCUUCAGGCCGUUUCGCACCUUACUGAAGAAAAUUAGAGACCUGCUGCAUACACUGAGUGAAGAGGAGCUGAUUACAUUGGAAAGAAACCUGUGCAUUUCUCAGGAUGGAGAACUGCCUAUUCCUCAGACUCUGGCAAUGAGCACAACACCAGUCCCCAGUCAGGAUUCUCCUACCAAUAAUGAGAGCUCAAAGGAGGACAGCAAAAGUGAUCAAGAGGACAAGCCUGUUUUUGUGUGUGCGGGUCCAGAACUGGCGCAGGUGGAACGAGGCUGGGAGGAGAGUGAGGGCUCCGAGCCAGAGCAGGGGCUUCUCUGUGAGGAGGCAGAGGAAGCCGAGCUGGCCUGCUCCAUGCAGUAUGAUGAGGAGGAGCUGGAACAGCUCAAUAUGAUGGUCCACCGUGUGGGAGACGAGAUGUCCACUCUACUCUCCCCUCCCAGUCAGGAGCAAUCACCAGCUCACCAGCCCUACAGAGACGCAAGGGGCAGUGGCUCAAGCACAAAUACUUCUCCACACAGACCUCUACACUGUCGGGAUAGGACUGCUCAGGAGGAGGAGGACAGAGUGUUCUUUAUGGAAGAUCUGGAUGCAGCUCUUUCCAAAGAGUGUGUUUGUCUGGCUUCAACCUCCCCUACUCCCAAUGGAAUCCCACAGCACAAGCCUGUACAGGUAAAAGGCCCAGUGGGGAAUGGCUGUCACUCUGUGUCAGAGCAGCCCAGCAGCCACCUCUCUCAUGAGCUUUGUGUAAAACCUCCCACAUCUGUCCCCGGCUCUCAACCCACACCCUACACCAACGGCUGGGAGCUAGAAGGCUGUGUGCCUGAGACCGCAGAGGUCAUAGCUCACCGCAUGGGAGGCAUGAAGCUCUCUGCCACCGUCAUCUUCAACCCUCACACCUCGAGUCUCACAGAACUGGCUGUGGACAAGUUAUUGCCUCGAGCUGCCCCCUCUGACCUAAAUGCCUGCGGACCCCUAGUGGCCACUCAUUGUCUUCUGAACUCCUGCGUGUGCUGUGGCAGCUGUGAGGACCAUGAAGACCCCAUCAGCUCAGAAAGCUCUGGGCCUGGCUUAGCUCUUGCUCUUGGGUUGGACAAACAUUGCAAAACAUCAGCAGUGGCCUCUAAUGCUGUGAUCCAGUCUUCUGCUUGCAGACUGCCUCCUCAGUCAUGCAAGCCUUACUGUGCACCAGGGAGGGUCCCACUGACCCCACAGCCUGCUCGCUGCUCUGACAGGCUCCUAGAAGAAGAGGAGGGCCCUCUUUGUGACAAGUGCCUGCUGGUGUUGCACGACUGUAACGAGGGGGCUAGGACUGAACAGAAAGUUGGAGCCUGUGGAGCUCAAGAAAUGGAAAAGGAGGACGAGCCGAGCCGAGCCAUGAGUAGAGAGCUCAGGAGAGAACUUAAGGAUAGCAGCCGGAAGAGCAGUUUUCAGCCAUCUCCCCUCAGCUCAGUGUCUGAUAGUGACUGUGAGAGUGUGUCCGUCACCUCUUGUAGUCUGUCCAGCAGUGUCUACAGUCCAAGCCCUGUGAGCAGCCUGACCCUCAGCUCCAACACUUCUGAUGAUGCAGACCACAGGGACACCUCACUGACCCUGCCCAGCACCAAACUGGCAACGAGGAACAAGAUCCGCUCCCGCUUCCACAGCAGCAGCGACCUCAUCCACCGGCUCUUCGUCUGUAUAUCAGGAGUGGCUGAUCAGCUGCAGACUAACUAUGCCAGUGACCUUCGUAGCAUCCUCAAGACUCUUUUUGAAGUUAUGGCAACAAAGACUGAAGAAGGCGACAGCAGCAAGCAUAAAGGUCCAGUUCUGUGCAGUGCUGAGUUAGAGGAUUGUGCCCUGUGUCAGGAAAGCAUUUCAUCCUCUGAAAUGGCAGCAAAGACCAGAGAUGGUCAGUUUGACGACCCUCCAGACUGGGUUCCGGAUGAGGCAUGUAACUCUUGCAUUGCAUGCAAAGCCCCCUUCACUGUUAUCAGAAGAAAACACCACUGCAGAAGUUGUGGAAAGAUCUUCUGUUCUCGCUGUUCCUCUCAUUCAGCUCCUUUACCCAGAUAUGGUCAAGUCAAGCCAGUGAGAGUAUGCACACACUGCUACAUGUUUCACGUCACCCCCUUCUACAGCGACAAGGCUGGCAUCUGA